AUGUUCUGGACUGACGGACGCGGUGUACUGGUGGGCAGUCGACGGCGACUGUCUAAAGUGGUGAUAGGUGAAAGUGAAAGGAGAAGAGCUCCGUAACUGAACAGCACCAGAGCGAGACCCCCCACCCCCCACACGCACACACACACAUAACACGCGCGCGCAUACACGCGCACACACACACAGAGGGAGAGAGAGAGCGAGGCCCUGGGUCUGGCUUUGAGGCAGCAGCAGUUCAGCAGACACAGCCAUGGCUAACAUCGCGGUCCAAAGGAUCAAGCGGGAGUUCAAAGAAGUUCUCAAAAGCGAAGAGACGAGUAAAAACCAGAUCAAAGUAGAUUUGGUGGAUGAGAACUUCACGGAGCUGAGGGGGGAGAUUGCGGGUCCUCCCGAUACACCGUAUGAAGGUGGCAGAUUUCAGCUUGAAAUAAAAAUCCCAGAAACCUAUCCUUUUAACCCUCCAAAGGUACGGUUCAUCAGUAAGAUCUGGCACCCUAAUAUCAGUUCUGUGACGGGAGCAAUAUGUCUGGACAUUUUAAAAGACCAGUGGGCCGCUGCCAUGACCCUGCGGACGGUGCUGUUGUCUCUACAGGCUUUGCUCGCCGCGGCAGAACCAGAUGAUCCACAGGACGCCGUAGUGGCUAACCAGUACAAGCAGAACCCGGAGAUGUUCAAACAGACUGCGAGGCUGUGGUCUCAUGUCUAUGCAGGCGCUCCCGUCUCCAGUGCCGACUACAACCGCAAAAUAGACAAACUCUGUUCGAUGGGCUUUGAUAAGAAUGCAGUAAUAGCAGCCUUGUCUUCAAAAUCCUGGGAUGUGGAAACGGCAACAGAGCUGCUCCUCAGCAACUGAGGCAACGCAGCCAGGUGUGAGGAACCCCACCUCCCCAGCAUCCAUUCCACCAUUGCCUUUUCUUACACCCCUCAGUCCACGGCAGUCUGAGCCUCUUCUUAUAACAAGUUUGUUUGCUACAAACGCAACGCUGGUAGCGCCACCAUCGCCAAUCUGCACACCGCCCCGUUGCCUGCCUGACCCCCAUCUGUCCAUUACGCCUUCUUUUCUGACAGACUUAAAAUGUGUGUCCUUGUUAUAAGCUACCCAAACACUCACUCAUCUUGUAUUCCACGCCCUUCAUUCACAUUAGCGCCAACAAUUUUGUUCCUUAAUAUCGCAAAGAAUCAACUAACUGCCUUUGGCCUGCUGGGUUUUCAGGGUAAAAUGUGAAGGAAAUCCAGCAUUCUGCUCCUCCCAGUACAACAAAGUCCGCCUCCGGCAACCAGUUGGACUUUCUCAGAUAAUUCUCUUCCAGACAUUUAAUACCGUAAAAGGUGUAGCUGGAUUAUAUUAACUCGACUGGAUAGUGUUCAUUGAGCGGUGUAAUGUUAAAAAAAAAAAAAAUCAUAUCACAGAUGCUGCAUUACCCUGCAGUUUUCUUUUUCCGUCUAUAGAAUUAGAAAACAUUACACAUACUCUGCGCAUAAGGAAAAUGUUAACUGUAAAUAGAUGCGUGUAAAUUUGAAAAUACAUGGGGGAUAUACUGUUUUUUCUUCUUUCUUACAUGGCAUUGUAAAACAAAUUAUUUUAAAUACAAACUAUGCCUAGUUUACAAUUAUAUGGGGGAAGAUAUUUUUUUAUGCUUUUGAGAUCUAUGAGCAAUCCCUCUGAAAUGGCCGGUUGUUUAUUUCUUAUUUUUUUCUUGCUUAAGAUUAUUGCUCAGCCAAAGUCCAGCCCCGAUAAGGGACGGUCUGUUCAGGCCCCUGAAGGACACCACAUGCCACCUCGUUUUCUUGUUUUCCUUUCUUGUCCUCGCAUGAUCUGUGCUGCCUUUUUAUUUUUAUUUGGCCAAACGAUGUGGUGAUGUGAGGGUUCUGUUCGAUCCGACAUCCCUUCAGACUCGUGCAACUGGCAAGACAUUCCCCCCUCAACCUGUGGAAAGAGACACCUGGGAGCGCCGCCCUGCAUGCCACUGAAGCGUGCGCACAGUUAAGCAGAACGUCUGUCAGGAACAGAAGGCUUUUCUGUCGAGUGUGUUGCCGGAAAGCUCUCUUCUUCUGCUCCGGACAGAUUCACCCAAUAACCAACAGGAAACGUACCUCUAGAAGAAAUGAGUGACCGAGUUUGCAAUGCUGUGUUUAAUUUAUUUUUUAAAACAAAUUUCUGAGCGACCACGUUACGUUCAGCCGCGGAUUAAGGAUCUUCUCGGGCCGCUUCAGUCCUGAUGCGGCUCAUUAAGAGUGGGAGCUUCGUCACUAAAUCACCGAUCCACUCCCAAUGGCGCUCGGAUCAAAACCAUCGGCCACAUGUGUACAGGUGACGUCCCCAAACACGCUUUACUACACAGCCAAAUAAAAUACUCAUCGAGGUCCUUGAAUGAUGUCUGACGUGCCGUUAGAGGCCGAGACUCCUCUGAAGCAGAUGGCAGGCCCACAGUGUUAUUCAGACAUUUUUGAUUUGUGGUACACGGAUGUAAAGAAAUGUUAGGGAAGUGGGGUGACGACAAAUCCUCACA
Messenger RNA from Cyclopterus lumpus (lumpfish), 2507 nucleotides. It is a transcript of the gene ube2kb, whose product is annotated as ubiquitin-conjugating enzyme E2Kb (UBC1 homolog, yeast). Gene Ontology annotation, molecular function: protein binding. Bases 248 to 850 code for a protein of 200 amino acids. Lineage: Eukaryota; Metazoa; Chordata; Actinopteri; Perciformes; Cyclopteridae. The record is from RefSeq and is a predicted model, not a curated record. The transcript has 7 exons.